GCCAUGACAACGUCCACAUGGUCAAGCUGAACUGAGGCUGAGAACUCGCUCUUCUGUGCUGGUUUAGAUGAUAUAGAGGUACGCGUGCGCGUGUACUGUGUGUGUGUAUGUACGUAUGCACAGUACACGCUUAUAUUUAUAGGAAUACCUUGAACCAUGUCUGAUUAUCGACGGCUGCUGCUGCUCUGUGUCAAAGCUCUCUCAACGUUUGACCCCCAGCUGACUGGAGUGGACAACCAUCUAGACGUCUUUCUGACAUCCCCUGGAAACACGUUGAGCGAAGAAGCUGACCAGGCGUUUGUGGGUGAGGUGUUCUCUGGCUGUGCACGCUACCAAGCUCUCAUCAAGGUGGUGACUGAUGGCUACUAUGCUAAGGAGGGCAAGUCGUGUCUCAGAGCUGACUAUAACCUCUACUCAGUGAUUGUGUACCUAGUCAUGUUUCGACUGGAGGAGCUGGGUAUGGGUCACUUGAAGAAACUUCUCAAUACACAACACACAGGGAAAAUGCACAAGCUUUUGCAAUUCUUUUUCAAUGAUACUAAUCUGAAAGGAUGGAUCAAGCAAGAAUGGUGUAAAGUAUAUGAUGGGAGUUUUGUUGAGACAAACAUCAUCUACCCGAUGUCAAGGUUGGAUGUGGAGAUGAGGGAGUAUCUUGAGCAGCUGUCUGACAAACUGGCCAAUAAGGGACAGGCCAGGAGAGAGGGGAAGCCAGUCACAGAGGUUCAACCAUUCAAGUUGACCAAACCACAACCACGCAGUGUUCCUACACCGGACAGGAUACCUCUUUUAAAGGCAUUCAAACCAGUGCCCAAAUCCACAUACAACCCACCAGUGGAACGAAUUAGACUCGCUAGAGCACAAGAGGAGAACAGAAAGAGAGCUGAGCAAAUGCUACUGGACUCUGAUAGAUUGCAGUUCUCCUGUUCCACUGGUGACAAGUCUGAGAAGACCAAGGCUGGCAUGGAACAGAUCAUUGCUGAGAGAGAAGCCAAGUUGCAGUACAACCCAGUCAAGCCCACACCAUUGCCAUCAUCCAUAAAAGAAAUCCGUCCUGUGAAGCUGAAUGCAGUGGCCAUUUUGAGGGAAGGUGCGCGUGUGCAGAGAGUAGAGGAUGAGGAAGAGAAGAGAUUAGCCAGUCUAGAGGCUGGGGAGAAGGAUGCAUCUGAGUUCACUCGCUGGCAGGAGGAAAUGAAACAGAGAGAGGCUGCUGAGAAGCUAGCGGAUAUACAGAGGAAACAUUUGGAAGGACAACUGAGCUACGAAGAGGCAAUAAUCUCUAAGCAGAACUACACUCGUGAGAUGAGGGAGAGAGUGGGUGUGGUCAAGGAGCAGACAGACGAAAUGAUGAGAACGUACUUUGCUCAGCGGGCAGAGGAACAGCUUGAGAUGAGACAACUGGUCGAGGCCACGAUGGCUGGACAUCAGAGCACAAGAGAGGCAAGGGCAAAACUGCAGACCAUGAAACAAAAGAUGGUACAACAAGUGACUCUUGAGAAACAAGAGCUGAUGGCAAGAGCACUGGAGGAGGCGGAGGCUGAGAUGCGACGUAAGCUGGAACUGAUUCAGCAGAUCCGAGCCAUGGAGAGUGUUCCCAUUAUCAGGACAAAGUUUGUGGACUUCACAGAGACAGCUGGUCUGGGGCUACUAUCAGAAAUGUCUGUAGCAGAGCUUCGAGAGCGACUAGGCUUAAUGAAGAUCGCCGAGGAAGAGGAGGCAGAAAGAAAGAGAAAAGAAAUCCUCGGUACCAAACAGGCUAAAGAGCAGUUACUGAAUGAGACACUGGAGAACAUAUCACGAUUCAAGGCUGAGCAGAACAAACAGGCGGCUAUAAAGCGAGAGCAACAAAAGCAGUCUUUUGACAAGCAUCAAGCAGAUGUCAAUAGCCAGAAACUGUCAGGCCUCCAAGAAAAACUAGAAGCCAAGAGAAAAGAAAGAGAGCAGCUAAAGAAGGGCUCAUCUUUACCUUCUGCUAAAUCCAACAAGCCUUCUACAUCAACUAGUCGACCUAAGAACCAAGCCCUGAGGCCAACUCCAAGUACAACAACACCACUAAGCAUACUACUAAGGACAACUACAAAAGGCCUUGCUUCAUAGUCAAGAACUGACUUUGAACAAUAUUACUUUUUUAUCGCUGUACAUGCAGUUGGCUGUAUCACUUAUUGUCAGAGCAUAUUAUAUUGACAAAAUUUCCAUC
Halichondria panicea is the source of this 2194-nucleotide messenger RNA. Its product is annotated as cilia- and flagella-associated protein 99-like. Lineage: Eukaryota; Metazoa; Porifera; Demospongiae; Suberitida; Halichondriidae. The transcript has 23 exons. The coding region runs from base 157 to 2094 and encodes 645 amino acids. The record is from RefSeq and is a predicted model, not a curated record.